AUGUGUCACGCAGACGUGAAUUGGGUUGACAGCUUACCACUUGUUCUCCUCGGCAUUAGGUCAGCGUUCAAGGAGGACUUGAAUGCUUCCUCUGCUGAACUGGUAUAUGGCGAACCAUUACGUCUACCAGGCGAAUUCUUUCAAUCAGCAGCGCCAGAUUCAACCGAUAUUACGGAUUUUUCCACCCGUCUCCGGCAAUUCGCGGCAAAGUUGCAACCAUCUCCCGCAACACACCAUAAGAAGGACAGGAUCUUUAUUUAUAAAGACUUGGCAUCCUCGAGUCAUGUCUUUCUGCGCGACGACUCGGUGCGAGGCGCUUUACAGCCUCCUUACUCUGGACCGUAUGAAGUACUCGAACGCGGAGAUAAGAUAUUUAAGUUACUGGUUAAAGGCAAACCGGUCACAGUAUCUAUAGACCGACUCAAACCGGCCUACAUACUGGCAGACCCAUCCACAACACCUCAAACUAUUACCGAUCCUACUCCCAUCCUUCUACCUAUCCCGGUUCCUAUGCAGACAGAUAUACCAGCUCAGGAUACCGCCAAAAAGACGCGCUCAGGACGCGUAGUUCGAUUCCCUGACUAUUAUCGCCCGUAG
Molecule: messenger RNA, 597 nt
Organism: Achroia grisella
Lineage: Eukaryota; Metazoa; Arthropoda; Insecta; Lepidoptera; Pyralidae
Exons: 1
Coding region: 1-597 (198 amino acids)
Source: RefSeq, a predicted model, not a curated record